UUCCAGAGUCGGUUUCCGUUGGCAUUUAUACCCCUACAACACAAACCAAAAAAAUUUCACGAAACCCCUUGCAUCUCUCAAGUCUCAUAUUGGCUAUUAGGGUUUGAUUCGAUUGCCUCUUGGAAUUUCUCAAAAUCUCCAUUAUUUCCCUCUUUGAAGGUUUUGUGGUUGUUUGAAAAUGCAAGGAGGCAGGGGUAACAGAGAUCCUUUCUUUGAUAAUGGUGAGCCUUUUGGGGGUUUUGGUGGCUUUGGGGGUCAGAGAAGUUUGCUCUCUGAUUUUUUUGGGGGAAGGGAUCCGUUCGAUGAUCCCUUUUUCACACGCCCAUUUGGAGGCAUGCUCGAGUCGAAUUUCUUUGGUUCUGGUGGAAAUCCUUUUGUUAAUAUGCAUCCAUCUCCUUUUCCCAAUAUGCUUCCAUCUCCUUUCCCCAAUAUGCAUCCAUCUCCUUUCCCCAAUAUGCUUCCAUCUCCUUUCCCCAAUUUGCAUCCAUCUCCUUUUCCAAACCUGCAUCCAUCUGGAUUUGUUGAUCACCAAGCUCCAGAGCUGAAAAAAUCAAGGGGGCCGAUUAUUGAAGAGCUAGAUUCUGAUAAUGAGAAAGAUGAAGGAGAUAGAGAGAAGAAAGAGAAUCCUAGGAAACAUGGUAGGUCGAGCAAGGAGCCAUACGUUGAGGACCCAGAUGAUGAAGCUGAAGCGAGAAAGAGCAAGCAUUUGCAGUAUAGCAAUGAUUAUAGUAGCUUCAAUGGUAUGGAGUCACAGCCCCAAGGACGCAGCUUCACUUUUCAGAGCUCGACUGUCACACAUGGUGGUGCAAAUGGAGCGUACUAUACUUCUUCCAAGACGAGGAGGGCAGGGAGUGAUGGAUUGAUUUUCGAAGAAAGCAAAGCAGCUGAUAGUGCUACUGGCCAAGCAACCCACAAGGUGUCUAGAGGACUUCACAACAAGGGCCAUAGCCUUGCAAGGAAGCUUAAUUCAGAUGGUAGGGUGAAUACAAUGCAGAUGUUGCACAAUCUCAAUGAAGAUGAGCUUACUGGUUUUGAAGAAGCUUGGAAGGGAAAUGCUGGAAAGCAUUUGCCUGGCUGGACUGGAAGUUUCACUGGGAUGGAUAACAUUGGGGCUAGCAGAAGUGGGCAGAAUGCACAAGCAAGCAGAGGAGGUUGGGCUCUUCCUUCUGCAGAACAAUCACAGCACUCUGGGAGAAUGGUACCAGACACCACAGUUGGGGCAGGAUCUUCAGGCAAACAGCAGUCUGGAAGGAGGAAAGGUUCAUCAGAUGUCCAAGACAUGAUCGGUUAUCCCAAGAAGCAGUGAGGAGACGCAUCUAAUAGGCAAAUGGAUUAAGAAGCAAUCAAACAUGCUUCCUUCCCAGUGCUGUGCCCACUUUUCCCUACUCCCUUGUAGUAUUUGAAUGGAGAUAGGAAAUAGAUGUAACUGUUUAGCAAUCAGUUCCACAAUUUAUGCGUCAGCUGCAGCCAGAUAAGAUGGUCAGUAACGUUCAUCUUGGAUGAUUGCUGCCAGUGAUUCUUCUUUCGGUACGACCACGCUUAUUGUAUUUAGAUCUUCAUUUUUCACUGGAUGUCAACAUAUGGUAUUGGACCUUUGUUUCGGAUUGUAUAAUAAUGCUAGUGAUCUAUGAACCCUUUAGAGUUCAACUUGGAAUCCUCAGGGUUUCGUUCCUACUGUCUGCAUUUUGUAACAAAAAUAUAUACGAAAUUAUCAUAAUCUUUUAGUGGAAAAAUUGAAGCCUUUGU
Messenger RNA from Populus euphratica (Euphrates poplar), 1746 nucleotides. RefSeq names its product myeloid leukemia factor 1-like. Bases 179 to 1306 code for a protein of 375 amino acids. The transcript has 7 exons. The record is from RefSeq and is a predicted model, not a curated record. Lineage: Eukaryota; Viridiplantae; Streptophyta; Magnoliopsida; Malpighiales; Salicaceae.